Molecule: messenger RNA, 1497 nt
Organism: Chenopodium quinoa (quinoa)
Lineage: Eukaryota; Viridiplantae; Streptophyta; Magnoliopsida; Caryophyllales; Amaranthaceae
Exons: 1
Coding region: 1-1497 (498 amino acids)
Source: RefSeq, a predicted model, not a curated record
AUGGGGGAAUCCAAGUCCUCGUUUCACCCCGCACUCACUGUGAACAACAUCAAGAGCUCUAUCCCGGUUGUUCUUGAAUUUGAUAACUCACAAUAUUUCACUUGGGCGGAACUUUUCAAACUUCACGCACGUUCUAAGGGGGCUCUGGAUCAUAUUAUUCCUCCUAAGUCUACGGACGAUGGGAAGGAAACAACUCCUUUAACGGCUGCGGCGAAGGAAUUAUGGUCUACUUUGGAUGCUGCCAUCGUGGGUUGGAUCUAUUCCACAAUUUCCAACGACCUUUUGCAGACCAUAAUGGAACCUGAUGCUACGACCAUGGAGGUUUGGGCUCGGUUGCGUGACAUCUUCCAGGACAACCAAAACUCUCGUGCCGUCACUUUAGAGCAAGAAUUCUCUUCUACAAAAAUGGAGGAUUUUCCCAAUGUAUCGGCAUAUUGUCAAAGGCUCAAGGGUCUUUCCGAUCAAUUGAGGAAUGUUGGAGCACCGGUGGAUAAUAAUCGAUUGGUUCUUCAAUUAGUUUCGGGUCUCACCGAAGCCUAUAAGGGUGUUGGUACUCUUAUCAGACAAAGCUCUCCCCUUCCUCUGUUUUAUCAGGCUCGUUCUAUGCUCACGCUAGAGGAGGCGGGUCUCAUGAAACAGGCUGCACUCAGUUCGGCAUCGGCAAUGGUGGUUACUUCUCGUGAUUCGGAUGACGGGUAUGAUAAUUCGGGUGGUUCUCGUGGCCGAAAUAACUCACCAAAAACCUCAGGUGGCCGAAAACAAAACGGUGGCAAGGCCGGCAAAUCUGGUGGCAAAGGUGGAAAAACAGGGGGCACCGGUGGUCGGGGUGGCGCUGGCCAACAGCCGCAGCAGCAGCCGCCACCUCACUGGCAGCAACAGCAGUGGCCGCAAAAACAGCAGUGGCCGCAGUUCCCUGGUUGGGUGUGGGCUCCUCAGUGGGCCGCUCCUCCAUGCCCAUACCCUAACCAAGGGUGGGCUCGUCCUCAAGGCCCAACUCGGCAGUCCGGUAUCUUAGGGCCUCGUCCUCACCAAGCUUAUGCUGCUUCAAAUCAGUCCGGUCAGUACACUCCAACGGAUAUCGAAUCAGCAAUGCAUACUAUGACUUUGAGCCAACCCGAUCCUUCGUGGUACAUGGACACCAGAGCCACCUCUCACAUGACAUCCUCCAACGGUAAUCUCUCUUCUUAUUUUAAUUUGAGCAAUCAUCCUAAUAAUAUUGUUGUUGGAAGUGGUCAUACUAUUCCUAUUCUUGGUUGUGGUCGUACUACCCUCUCCUCCCCGCACCCUCCUUUAUCUCUCCAUAGUGUCCUUCAUGCUCCCAAACUCAUUAAAAAUCUUAUUUCAGUUCGCAAAUUUACCGUAGAUAAUAAUGUGACUGUUGAGUUUGACCCUUAUGGUUUCUUUGUGAAGGAUUAUCGGACGGGGAUGCCCAUAAUGAGAUGUAAUAGCACACCACUUCCACCAAUAUUUCCUCUCCCUCGGGUUUUGCAGCUUUAG